Molecule: messenger RNA, 834 nt
Organism: Oryzias latipes (Japanese medaka)
Lineage: Eukaryota; Metazoa; Chordata; Actinopteri; Beloniformes; Adrianichthyidae
Gene: hes1
Product: hairy-related 6
Biological process (GO): regulation of DNA-templated transcription
Molecular function (GO): DNA binding; protein dimerization activity
Source: RefSeq, marked provisional
AUGCCUGCAGAUAUGAUGGAAAAAAACUCAUCCUCUCCGGUCGCUGCAACCCCGGCAAGCAUGAACACAACUCCCGACAAACCCAAGACAGCCUCGGAGCACAGAAAGUCCUCAAAGCCAAUCAUGGAAAAGAGAAGAAGAGCCAGGAUCAACGAGAGCUUGGGUCAACUGAAAACACUCAUCCUAGAUGCUCUCAAAAAAGAUAGCUCCAGACACUCCAAGCUGGAGAAGGCGGACAUCCUGGAGAUGACGGUGAAGCAUCUCCGGAACCUCCAGAGAGCUCAGAUGACCGCUGCUCUGAACACAGACCCUUCUGUUUUGGGGAAAUAUCGCGCCGGAUUCAGUGAAUGCAUGAAUGAAGUCACCCGCUUUCUGUCCACGUGCGAGGGGGUCAACACCGAAGUGAGGACGCGGCUCCUCGGCCACCUGGCCAACUGCAUGACCCAGAUCAACGCCAUGAACUACCCCAGCCAGCAUCAGCACCAGCAUCCGCUCCCAUCCACCGCGGGGCCAACGCACCCGUCCUUCAGCCAGCCCAUGGUGCAGAUCCCCAGCUCGUCCCCGCAGAUCCUGCCCAUGAACCCGGCGUCCUGUAAAGGCGGCUCCUCGCCGGCCGCACUGCCUUCGGACGCCACCAAAGUCUACGGGGGCUUCCAGAUCGUGCCAGCCACAGAUGGACAGUUUGCGUUCCUCAUUCCCAACGCGGCGUUUGCGCCGAACGGCCCCGUUAUCCCCGUGUACGCCAACAACGUCAGCACGCCGGUGUCUGUCCCGGCUGCCGUUUCCCCGGGAGCCCCGUCAGGAACCACUGAUUCAGUGUGGAGACCGUGGUGA